This is a messenger RNA of Melampsora larici-populina 98AG31, 722 nucleotides long. RefSeq lists its product as uncharacterized. NCBI's taxonomy places the organism in Eukaryota, Fungi, Basidiomycota, Pucciniomycetes, Pucciniales, Melampsoraceae. The record is from RefSeq and is a predicted model, not a curated record. The coding region runs from base 129 to 470 and encodes 113 amino acids. The transcript has 3 exons.
GGGUUUUAAAAGGCAAGAACCUUGAUCAAGUUCCUUCACAACUUCAUCACUCACAUCUAGUUCCAACAAACAAACAAUUUAAUCCACAAACCUCACAUCCAUCUCCUACUACUCUAUCAUCAGUCAACAUGUCUGUUACUCGAUUCCUCUUUAGCACUCGAGCUUUUACUCGCCCUGCUGCCCGAUCUCAAGUACUUGCACCUUGCUCUCAAUUCUCUACUAGCCCAUACUCUCGUGACUUGGUUGGCAAAGUUCAAGAAGCCGCUGAUGCAGUUAGCAAGAAAGCUGGACAAAGCGCAUCCAAGGGUAUCGAGACUCUAGAGUCAGCUAAAGAUAGAGUCAUGUCGGCCACUGGUACCGCCAGCUCCCAAGCUAAGAAUGUCGCUAGUGACGCACAAAAUGAGAUGGGCAAAACGAAAGAAUCGGCCAAGUCUAUGGCUAAGGACGCUCAAAAGAAAGCUACCAACUGAUUAUCUAAACUGUCUAUCGGUUGUCUUCUCGCCUUACUUGGCCUACCCUUUGCUUCUCAUCACAAUCAAGCAGAAAAGAAUGAAAAUGUAUCAGUAGAUGUUAAUGGCCUAUUUGCAACUUUCUUUGAUUUACGCGCGAAGUUGAAGUUUGUGCCUUGAGCAUUGUGACUCCUUGGCUGGAUUGAAGUUAACGGAUAGAGAUCAAUAGGUGACAUUUCCUACAAUCCUUGCAAUGCUUCGUUCAUGUUCCUU